AUAUAACAAGAAAUAUUUCUUAUCUCUCCGACUGUUUGUAGAAACUAUUGCCAUUGAAGGUGCAUUACCGCUUAUAAUGCACACACAAGUUCAUCAGCAUCCACCGACCGUCGAAGACUGAGGAAUGCAAGGGACCGGUUUUGUAUUGUCACAGACACACUAGUGUGCUGUGUGGUUAACAGUGUAUAAUUGAAUCCGUUGUCACAUCGAGGGAAUAAUUAACAGAAAACGCUACGCAUGAUGUCCAUACACCUGAAACGGCUGCUGCUGGUGCUUCUAACGGUUGCUGCUACCGUCGUUCAAAGCCGGAUAGUCGCAGAUCAUGCUGGAUCAAACUCGUUAUCCACUGAGAGUACCGCAACAGCACCAGUCGCCGUCGGCGAAGAAAAUCCGUCCGAUACUCGUGAGCCGAUCGCUAGCUCGACGAGUACUACGUCCACCACCAUACCCAAUACGACUACCACGUCUACGGAACCCACAACGACACCGUCCAUAACGUCUUCAACAUCAACCACUACGACGACGACGACGACGACAACAACCACGGAAGCCACGACUUCCACAACAACAACAUCAACCAGCACCACUUCAACGACGACCGUCCCAACAACUACCACGACCUUGGUUCCGCCCACCAAUGAGCUUGGCUGUUACAAUGCGGCACCCGACCUGUGCCACAAUCUAACCAAGGAGUGCGAAUGCAAUCAGGAUCCCCUGAUCCCGGGUGCCCUGUACUGCUGCAACGUGACCGACAUCAACAAGGCGAUCGCCUGUGUCCCGAACGCUACCACUUGGCGGUACAUGCACAUGCGAAACGUCACCGUCCGGGAGCUGGUACUGAACGUUUCCAUCAAGUACAUCAAGCAAUUGCUGUCGCUCUCGUUCACGGAUGGCUCGAUACAGAAGAUAAGCAGUUCGUUUGCACGCUUUUCUUCGCCGGUGUGUCUGAACAUUUCGAACAACAACAUCAGCGAGAUCGAACCCCGGGCGUUCCGGGAGCUGCGCAAUCUGACUUCAUUGGACAUAUCCCACAACAAUCUGUCGGCGAUUCCAUCCAUGGUAACCAAUUUAACGCUGGAUAUCAGAGGCAACCGAGGAAUGCUGUGCAAAUCCCUUCUCGAAUCGCUUAAGGAAGGAAUCCAAUUUACCGACGAACCAUCAACCUUCUGCCUCACGAAUCGUACCUUCAAUUGGUUCGAUUCAACGGACUUCAUCCCGCUACCCCAGCUCCUGCUGAGUCAACGAAUUCAGAACGACUGUCCGUCGAGGUGCAGCUGCGCCCUGGAAAGGCUCAAUUUCGAUUUGAACAACACCGAUAGGAAAACGUUCACCACUCAGGUCGACUGCUCCGGACUAGCACUGGUGGACUUCCCCGAACAUCUGCCACCCGAUACGGUCACACUGAACGUGUCCAGCAACAAUAUUACCAGCCUGAAGGCCCUGAUUGGGAAAUCAUACAGCACCCUGCAGCGCCUGUACGCCGAUGACAACCAAAUCACCUCGCUGAGCGAUCUCGAAGGAACGGACUUCAUCUCCCGGUUCACGUUUUUCUCGAUCCGCCGGAACAAGCUGAAAACGAUCCAAACCUAUCAGUUCAAGUCCAACCUGGACCUCGGUUCGUACAUGUUCCUCGAAGGGAAUCCGAUGACGUGUGAUUGCAAUGCGGCCAAGAAUCUGAAAAAUUGGCUGCUCAGCAAGAAAGCCCAAGUGCUGGACCACGAUCUCAUCUACUGCGAAGGAAACACGCAUCUGACCAAGAUCGUCCAGAUCCAGGAGAGCAAACUGUGCCAAUCGCAGCACGAUUGGACCGACUACAUCUACUAUCUGAUAGCGACGGAGAUCAUACUGCUAAUUGCGCUGAUCGGGAAGGUGUCCUACGACUACUGGGUGUUCAAAACGGCCGGCUAUCUGCCGUGGCCAGCGAACAAAAUGCCCAAACUACCAUGUGACUGUCUGUGCGAGUAAGUCUAU
Messenger RNA from Ochlerotatus camptorhynchus, 1971 nucleotides. RefSeq names its product leucine-rich repeat domain-containing protein hfw (gene hfw). The record is from RefSeq and is a predicted model, not a curated record. The transcript has 4 exons. Gene Ontology annotation, molecular function: protein binding. NCBI's taxonomy places the organism in Eukaryota, Metazoa, Arthropoda, Insecta, Diptera, Culicidae. The coding region runs from base 238 to 1965 and encodes 575 amino acids.